AUGAGUGACGAAGAAAGCCAACAAAGUUCAUCGGAAGAAGAGACUGAAAAAGAAAAAAGGGAAAAGGAAGAAGAACGUCGACGCAGAGAGGAAGAGGUAGCUCAAGAAAGACAGCGUAAACUAGAGGAGAAGAAACGUAAAGAAGCUGAAGAAGCCUCGAAGAAACAACGUAAACCUGGUCAGAAGCGUAAAGGUUUAGGUGGUUUGUCGAAAGAGAAAAAACGACUGUUGAAACAACUGAUUAUGCAAAAAGCUGCUGAUGAAAUGAAAGCUGAGAUGAAACGUCGACAGGAAGAACGUGAGAACUUUUUACGUGGAAAAGUAGAGCCACUGAAACUUGAUGGUCUUGGUGAAAACGAUUUAAAUGCUAAAGUGAAACAGUUGUACGAACGUGUUCGACAACUCGAAGGUGAUAAAUACGAUUGGGAAGAAAAGUUAAGACGUCAAGAUUUUGAGAUCAAUGAAUUAACAAUCAAGGUUAAUGAUGUAAAAGGCAAAUUCGUUAAACCAGUUUUAAAGAAGGUAUCCAAAACUGAAAGUCAUAUGGCACGAUUUGAGAAGAAGGAAGGUGGACAUUCACUUUCUUCUUUCCGUAGUCAACUUAAGUCAACUGGUCAUAGUAAGUACGCUUUGGAGGAAAAGGAUGAAGUCGUGAAUACACCUAAAUAA
Schistosoma margrebowiei is the source of this 669-nucleotide messenger RNA. The record is from the annotation of a GenBank genome assembly. NCBI's taxonomy places the organism in Eukaryota, Metazoa, Platyhelminthes, Trematoda, Strigeidida, Schistosomatidae.